AUAAUCAAGGAACCUUUUCCGGGUGGGGAACCUCAGAAAUUGCUCAGUGAGCAACCCUAAUUAACCUGAUUUUUUGCUGAUAAUCACUCUCAAUGGAAUCAAAUCACAAAUCCGGGGAUGGAUUGAGCGGCACCCAGAAGGAAGCGGCACUCCGCGCACUGGUCCAGCGCACAGGAUAUAGCUUGGUCCAGGAAAAUGGACAAAGGAAGUAUGGUGGCCCUCCACCAGGCUGGGAUUCUACACCCCCAGAAAGGGGCUGCGAGAUUUUCAUUGGGAAACUUCCCCGGGACCUCUUUGAGGAUGAACUCAUACCAUUGUGUGAAAAAAUUGGUAAAAUUUAUGAAAUGAGAUUGAUGAUGGAUUUUAAUGGUAACAACAGAGGCUAUGCAUUUGUAACAUUCUCAAAUAAGCAGGAAGCCAAGAAUGCAAUCAAGCAACUUAAUAAUUAUGAAAUUCGGACUGGCCGUCUCUUGGGAGUCUGUGCCAGUGUGGACAAUUGCCGAUUGUUUGUGGGAGGAAUCCCCAAAACCAAAAAGAGGGAAGAAAUCUUAUCAGAGAUGAAAAAAGUCACAGAAGGAGUUGUUGAUGUCAUUGUCUACCCAAGUGCUGCUGAUAAAACCAAAAACCGGGGAUUUGCCUUUGUGGAAUAUGAGAGUCACCGAGCAGCCGCCAUGGCUAGGCGGAGGCUGCUGCCAGGAAGAAUUCAGUUGUGGGGACAUCCUAUUGCAGUAGACUGGGCAGAACCAGAAGUUGAAGUUGAUGAGGACACAAUGUCUUCCGUGAAAAUCCUGUACGUAAGGAACCUUAUGCUGUCUACCUCGGAAGAAAUGAUUGAAAAGGAAUUCAACAGUAUUAAACCAGGUGCUGUGGAAAGAGUGAAGAAGAUCCGAGACUACGCUUUUGUGCACUUCAGUAACCGAGAAGAUGCAGUUGAAGCCAUGAAGGCUUUGAAUGGCAAGGUGCUGGAUGGUUCCCCAAUAGAAGUGACCUUGGCCAAGCCAGUGGACAAGGACAGUUAUGUUAGGUACACCCGGGGCACCGGUGGCAGGAACACCAUGCUGCAAGGAGAAUACACCUACCCUCUGAGCCAUGUUUAUGACCCUACCACAACCUACCUUGGAGCUCCUGUCUUCUAUACCCCCCAAGCCUAUGCAGCCAUUCCAAGUCUUCAUUUCCCAGCUACUAAAGGACAUCUCAGCAACAGGGCUCUCAUCAGGACCCCUUCUGUCAGAGAAAUUUACAUGAAUGUCCCUGUAGGGGCUGCGGGGGUGAGAGGACUGGGCGGCCGUGGGUAUUUGGCAUACACAGGCCUGGGUCGAGGAUACCACGUCAAAGGAGACAAGAGAGAAGACAAACUCUAUGAUCUUCUGCCUGGGAUGGAGCUCACCCCGAUGAAUACUGUCUCUUUAAAACCACAAGGAAUUAAACUUGCUCCUCAGAUAUUAGAAGAAAUCUGUCAGAAAAAUAACUGGGGACAGCCAGUGUACCAACUGCAUUCUGCCAUUGGACAAGAUCAAAGACAGUUAUUCCUCUACAAAGUAACUAUCCCAGCGCUGGCCAGCCAGAAUCCUGCAAUCCACCCUUUCAUACCACCAAAGCUAAGCGCCUAUGUGGAUGAAGCGAAGAGGUAUGCUGCAGAGCACACUCUACAGACACUAGGCAUCCCCACAGAAGGAGGGGACGCUGGGACUACAGCACCCACGGCCACUUCUGCCACUGUGUUCCCAGGAUAUGCUGUCCCCAGUGCCACCGCUCCUGUGUCUACAGCCCAGCUCAAGCAAGCAGUGACACUUGGACAAGACUUAGCAGCAUAUACAACCUAUGAGGUCUACCCUACUUUUGCACUGACCACCCGAGGCGAUGCAUAUGGAACCUUCUAACGAUCCCUGUCCUCUAAGAAUAAGCCUUUAUAGAAGGAUCUGUAGAAGAUACGAACCUCUAGCCAGAUCCCUCAUGACCACAAGUCAUACCUUCCCCCAAAGCAAUGCCUUUCCUGAGACCACAAGAUUUAUUCGUCGUAUUACUCAUGAAAUGUGAAUAUUAUUCUUCAACAAAAUCAAAUGUUAAGCAGAAACCUGAAGAUCCACGGACAGCAAAAGUUGUUCUUCCAAGGAUCCUGAGUGUCUCAGGAAGAGGAUAACACCCUGACAAAUUAGCAUAUGCUCUUAGUACAGAGAGCUGGGCAGUCCGUAGUAAGGCACAGCCAGUAAAAUGCCCAUCUUAGUCACUGGCUGGCAGCUGCUUCUUCAUUCACAGAACUUAGACACCAGAGGAAAGCAGGAAGCUCUGUAAGAGGCCUUCAGCAUUGCAUACAGUGUGGAGUAUGAUCCCAGGCUGAGCUCAGCAAAACUGUCUGAAACAUUAUAGAUUCCUUCUCACUUUUGGUCUGGACAUUCCACACUGUUCGCCUGUCAUAGGUCAGCAUCCUCCUGUCCCUGCAACCUCUGGGGACUUUCUAGAAAUCAGUACAAUGUAUUUCAGAUAUGCUUGAGACAAAUCCAAGCCCUGUAUUUAUUCAACUCUUUAAGCCACUGUUUUCCUUCAGAAUCCUUUCCCUGCUCAAGGAUUCCCAAAUCACAGAAACCAUGCCAGUACCAAGUUCUAGAGUGAAAGAUGACUUUUUUUGGGGGGGGGGGGUGUCAGGAAAUUCUGGCUUGUCCAUACUCAUUUGCUUUCAUCUCAGACUCAUUUUGCUGAUCCCAAAAACUACAAAGUAAAUCAGAUCUACAUAAAAAUCACUAUGAUAUUUUCAUAAUCAGAAACUUGACCAAAAAGUCAUUUCAAAGAGAAAAGUGUUUGGCUUUUGUCUCGCUGGGUAGCCCAGGCUCACCUUGAUAUUGAUCUUGUGAUCCUCCUGCCUCUGCUCCCCCCAUGCUGGUGUUGUUUACACACAACACCAUACUCAUCUCCAAGAAGUUGCAUUAAAAUUGAGGUUACCUUUGAGUUCUCUACCCAGUUCAUAUUAAUCUACCAAAAAUCACUGUCCAUCCCAUCUUUUGAUUGUCUUUCAAUAUGUGCAGCUGGCUUUACUAUGACUGAGUCCCUUGAUAGUGAAACUAUUCCAGGAAAGCCUUACACCCAUCAUGGUUGCUUAGAGACCAUCCCUUUUAGCAUUCAGUAAAAGUGUUGCUUUCCAAAAUGUCCCAAUUUAGACCAUCUGAUAGUGACUGGGGGAGGGAGGCUAUAUACAUGUAAAAAGGAUGUAAUGUUCUGAUACAAAUUAGAUAUAACUCCAGCCUUAUUAGGGAUUUUAGGAGAUACGGCACUUGAAUUCCCAUUAAAACAAAACAAAAACAAAAAAGCUUUUGGCUUUUGUGAAAGUCUGUAGAACUCAAGAGACAAUAAAGACAAAAGUACAGAAAAUAUUGUCAACUCCUUCUUGGAAUUCUGGAAUCUAAAAUCAGGCCAAAUUCCAUCCAAUCAAAGCCAGGGAAAUGUCAACCAGAGUUGAAUACCUCAUAACCUUUAGGUUCUCAUAAGUCUAGCUAGACAUCUAAAGUUGAGAACCCCAGCUGAAACGAAAGGCUCUGGAUUUCCUGGAUUAUGCCUUCUUUCGGGUUAUUGUGUUCCUAAGAACAGGAACUCCCGAGCUUGGCAGCAUAUCCAAAACACCUAAAGAGCUUUCAAUCAGUUAAGGCCAAGCUCACAGGCCAAAUAUGUCAGAGAGUCUUGGCAUGGGGCCUGACGUCAGUGUUUUGGGAAGAUUCCUGUGUGGUUUGAAAAAGCAGCUUGGAGUGGGAAUGUUAGAGUCUUUGUAGAUCCACUCCGCUUCUUUCAUUCUGUCCUUUCUAAUUCAGUCUGCACCAAAUACACAACACCUAUACAUUGUUUUAGUCAAAAACAAGUAAGUGGUCAUGUGGCUGUCAUUAUAGUCAUCAAGCACAUGCUCUGAGCUUGAACGAAGUUCAUAUUGGCUUCAAACUACUUAUUAAGACAAACUUUAAAAAGAAAAUUCACCUUCCCUUAAAGUAAUUCUUAUAUUCAAAUUUAUACUCACCAUAACCUGUUUUUAUUCAGAGAGAGAGAGAGAGAGAGAGAGAGAGAGAGAGAAUUACAUUGACCCACAAAUGUCCUCUGGCCAGGUAAAUUUCUCCUCAGCCUGAAAAGACAUUUCAAAUUCUACCUGAGGAAAACCCUCAAAAAUAAAUAGCGAAGGGCUCACUAUAUGUUUUCUCAAGAUAGAAGAUGCUGUGGAAGAUUGAAAUCCAUUUAACAGGAAAAGAUAAGUGCUUCAUACAGAUAAUACCAUCAUCGCCCACUAAAAGCAUCAGCAACAUAAUACCAAAUGCUACAAAAAAGAAACAAAGUGUGAAGAAGAUUACCAGUGGGAUACUACAUGCUUACUUUCCAGAGAAAACAUAACUAAUUAAUGGCCUGCCUCCCUGUGGCUAAUCUAUAUACUACUAAAUGGAUGGAUGGAUGCUGCUGCUGCUGCUGCUGCUGCUUCUUCUUCUUCUUCUUCUUCUUCUUCUUCUUCUUCUUCUUCUUCUUCUUCUUCUUCUUCUUCUUCUUCUUCUUCUUUCUCUUCUUCUUCUUCUCCUCCUCCUCCUCCUCUUCUUCCUCCUUCUCCUCCUCCUUAUUCUUCUUUUUCUCCCUCUUCCUCUUCUUCUUCGUCCUCCUCCCUUUCCAUCCUAUUCUUUCUUCUUCUCUUCCUCCUCCUCCUGCUCCUCCUCCUCAUUCAUUCUAUUCUUCCUCCUCCUCUUCUUCCUCUUCCUCCUCAUCCUCCCCAUUCUUCUUUUUGGAGGGAUGGUUCUGAAAUUUUACUUUAUUUUGGUAAUAUAGAGAGGGGAAUUUGAAUUCCGUUGUAACAUUCGUAGUCUGUGUCAGUGUGUUACUACCAUAACAGACCAAUUUUUGGGGUACUGGGUUUGACUCUAGGGAGAAAAUGAGUUGCUAUUUUGGGUGGAGGUGUUGCUAUUGGAUUUAGUUUUGGGGUGUUUGUUUUGUUAACAGUUUUAAGACAUUUUCUCCCUAUGCAGUCCAGGCUGGCCUCAAACUCUUCAACCUCCUCUCUCUUCCUCUUAAGUGCUGGGCUCAUAGGAUUGUACCACCACACAUACCUCAAAGAUAAACUUUGAGAAUAUCAAGUGUCAAAUGAAAGGUUAGUUUUGCAUAGUGUUUAUAUUUUAGAUUUAGCAAAUUAGGACUAAUACCUUCUGACCUUACAAAUCACAAAUCAUAAUUCAUCUUCUCUCUCCCCUGUGUGCUUCUUAGUUCUUCAUGGAAAAACUUAAAAUCAUCAACACAACCACAUGAUAUUGACAAGCCACCCUGGGCAAUCAUUUAGAAGCAUCUACCAAAUUAGGAUUUGGUUUCUAAAGUCUGUCAGUUGACAGUUUGUUGAUGAAGUAAUCCCCUCUGCAUUUAACUUCACAGUUCCUGUUGCUCUUCCACUUCCUCAUCCAAACUCUUCAGUUUCUCCUAUACAAAGGCUUUCGUCGCUCCCUAGUAGAAAGUAGCAUCAACAGCUUAUGCCCCUUUUCACGAAAUUCUUGCCUAUCAUUUGUUGCCUUUACUAAUGCUGAGAAUUUUACAAUCCAUGUUGAUUGACCCACCUGUUCAUUCAUGACAGAAUGUGUCUUUGUCUACUGUGUUCUUUGUUUACUAUAUACCCUCUGUUACUCCAGAAAUGGGAAAUACAGGCACACAUAUUUCUGUUCCUCUCUGCAACGGGAGCACAAUCCAAGAAGCGCAUUCUUCACUUUUGAAAACUGAACAUAACGAGAUCAGCUGGUAACUUUGUCACUUCGUCAAAAUCCCCAGAAUAAGCCAAUUCCAUCCUAACCCUUGUAUUUCCAGCACUACCACCCAACAUGUUCUUAGAGUGAAAUGAAUUUUAAAGUAUUUUUUCCCAGAAAAAUACCAAGAGCUAUGUAAAAAUAAAAAGCAAAGGUUUAGUUAGUCACAAGCUUUAAACUUAUGGCUAUAAGGAAUAUGUACCUGAUUUAAGAUUUUGAUGAGCCCCACACAGGCUUAUUUACUUGAAAACAUUUUGGUCAUUAAGUAUUUCUGUUUGUGUUUAUAAAAUUCAAAACUAUAUUUAACAAGCCUUUGCCAUAUCUCCAUGUUUUGACAGUAAGUGGUUUACGGCGCAGUCUUUUUAUCUUCUACAAAUAUACAAUCUUAUUUUCAAACUUGUUAUUUUGUAUUAUAAUUCCUAGGAGAUAUUUGGGAGUUCAAACUCCAAAUAUAUCGAUUUAAAUCAAUCUUCAUUAUCUUGCUUUAACUACUUAAUCACUGGUAUUUUUAGUACUAUUCUCUCAUAGAAAUCAUUUUUAAUCAAUUUUUGUGACUGCUAUACAAUCAAAUAUUACUUUCUCUUUCUCUUUUAUCUUUUAUUGAAAACAAAGCUUUAAACAAACUGGAUUUCCAGUUCCCAGGUGUUAAAACUCUUGGUUCUUUUCUUUUUAUUGUUAUUUAUAUGGAUUUAUCUAGAGUACCAAAAGAAAGUUAUAUUAAAAGAACAGUAUUAAAGAAUGUGCAUAAAGCAUUAUUUUUGUACUUAGAGUACAAUGUUUUGUAGAGCUAUAUGAUCUAGUUAUAUUAAGUAACAUUAUAUCAUUGGAUUAUUAGGAAAAUGAUUAUUGCUUUGAAAAAUACAAAUAUCCUGGUCAUAUGAUUUAGGGUCAUAAUUCAAAUGAAAUGAGAAAUGACACAAUUUUGUGAGAUUUUAGGAUGGUGAUAUGGCUUUAAUUGAGUUUUCAAGUUCCGUAAUAAAGUUUUAGAAAUUAUCAA
This is a messenger RNA of Mus musculus (house mouse), 6735 nucleotides long. It is a transcript of the gene A1cf, whose product is annotated as APOBEC1 complementation factor. Gene Ontology annotation, molecular function: single-stranded RNA binding; enzyme-substrate adaptor activity; RNA binding. The transcript has 12 exons. Gene Ontology annotation, cellular component: nucleus; apolipoprotein B mRNA editing enzyme complex; endoplasmic reticulum. Gene Ontology annotation, biological process: negative regulation of nuclear-transcribed mRNA catabolic process, nonsense-mediated decay; cytidine to uridine editing; protein stabilization. Bases 93 to 1880 code for a protein of 595 amino acids. The record is from RefSeq and is marked validated. NCBI's taxonomy places the organism in Eukaryota, Metazoa, Chordata, Mammalia, Rodentia, Muridae.